UGCCAUCGCCCACCUUUUUCUCGUCUUCUCCUCGCUCGAGGCUGUCAAAGUAUAAAAGGAGCGCUUCUCACAUCUUUGUAGCAUUGUCAGCAACAUCAGUUCAGCUCUCCUGCUAUCUUUUGUUCGAAGGCUCUGCCACCAAGACCACUCUUACGCCUAAGCUCCUUACCUGCAGCGGUACGCCUUGCCUCGCUAGGUCGUGAUCGUCACAGUAUUGCGGAAGUCUGUCGCCAAGGAUGCGCCUUGCUCCGCCCAAUGUCAUUUCAUCGGCAGUGGUGAUCACCAUCGGCUUAGCACUGGUUGGUCAUACAACUGCAUUUCAACUCUCCUGUAACAAUGCAGGUUGUCCCCCGGGCUGGAUGAUGGACGGCCGCUAUAAAGAUUGCCUACAACUUCGAGGCUGCCUGUUCUAUGCGGAGAUCAGAGAUCCUAGCGAUCCCUUAGACAGGCUCAAGACUUGGAAUGCUUUGCGAGGCUCCAUCGGACCCAACGCUGACGCGAUGUUUGUUUACACGGACACGACCAAUGGAGCAGCCCCGUCAUCUGGGUCGAAAUAUUGGCAGGCGACACAAUUUAUCUGUUGGCGAGCUUGGGCAAGUUUUAGUGUACCGUCACUAUGGAAGAAUCAGCCUAUCCAGAAGAAAGACUUGAGCUUCAAAGAUGAUUAUGGUGUGCUUUAUCAGGGCAGAAUUGAUUGUACCGGGGCUGACGUUACCCAAAAAGAGGUCCGUUGCUGUAAGGCAUGUCCGAUUUGAAUUGGCGUCAGACGUGCAGACUUAAAGUAGCGUAUAUCGAGAGUCACUUUCCGCGCAUACGUAAGCUAGACGCAGAAUUGGUAGAGCAAGCAGUGUCUA
Molecule: messenger RNA, 854 nt
Organism: Protomyces lactucae-debilis
Lineage: Eukaryota; Fungi; Ascomycota; Taphrinomycetes; Taphrinales; Protomycetaceae
Exons: 1
Coding region: 237-755 (172 amino acids)
Source: RefSeq, a predicted model, not a curated record